AUGAAUGACGUAUUCGAUUUUUCAACAGUAGUAACAACCCGUCGUGGAGCUAUAUCAUCAACUACAUCUAUAGAAUCGAAUGAGUUAAUACCGAUUAUAGAAAAAGAUUCAAGAACAAUAGAAAUACUUUCUUCAGCAGUUAAAAAUAAUAUUCUAUUUAGUCAUUUAGAUGAUAUUGAACGUAAACAAAUUUUUGAUGUUAUGUUUCCAGGAUUUUAUUCAUCCGAUGAAGUUAUUAUUCGACAAAAUGAACGAGGUGAACAUUUUUAUAUUAUUGAAGAAGGUGAAGUCGAUGUUUAUAUAAAUGAUGAAUUAAUGACGAGCUUUGGUGAAUGUUCAUGUUUUGGUGAAUUAGCACUUAUUCAAAGUACGCCAAGGACUGUCACAAUAAAGGCUAAAACAAAUGUUAAACUUUGGUCAUUAUUUGGUGAAACAUAUCGAAAAAUAUUAAUGGAUAUAACAAUAAAAAAACGAAAUAGUUAUAGAGAAUUUUUAAAUAAAGUUUCAAUUUUACAAACACUUGAUGAAUUUGAACGUUUAGUAGUAGCCGAUUCACUUGAAUCAAUACAAUAUGAAGAUGGUGAUAUUAUUGUUAGACAAGGUGAUCCAGGCGAUGAUUUUUUUAUUAUUGUUGAAGGUACUUGUACUGUACAUCAAAAACCAUCUGAAUCAUCAGAAUCAAUUGAAAUUGAUACACUUAGUGCAGGUGAUUAUUUUGGUGAAAUCGCACUUUUAUGUAAUCGUGCACGUGUUGCAACUAUCAUAGCUAAAGGUUCAUUAAAAUGUGUUAAAAUGAAUCGUAAAAGAUUUGAACGUAUUCUUGGUCCAAUACGAGAUAUACUUCAACGAAAUAUUCCACAAUAUAAUUCAAUAAUACCUCUUGAUCAAUUACAAACAAUGAUUAUCAGUAGUGAUCCAAAGAAUAAAGAAGAAUAUUAA
Adineta steineri is the source of this 939-nucleotide messenger RNA. The record is from the annotation of a GenBank genome assembly. NCBI's taxonomy places the organism in Eukaryota, Metazoa, Rotifera, Eurotatoria, Adinetida, Adinetidae.